AUGACCAUCUCCUACGAAUCCUCGGCAACAGCGGAACACCCGACAACCAACCACACCUACAGUCCACCCCUGGACAGCAUAUUCCUCCUCCUACCAAUCCUCCUCGUACCAACCAUCUUCCUCCUCCAUCGCAUCCACAAAGACUACCAAGCCUUCCUCGCCCUCGGUCCCGGCGGCACUCCAUCGACCCCAACAGGCUACCUCCGCAUCUGCCUCCUCCGACUCUUCACAAUCCGGGACCCCUUCCAACCGCCCUCCCUCCCACCAACCCUCCUCCCCAAGACCGGCCUCCUAAACUCCAACAACCUCCCGCAACGCCAUGGCCCACGCCCCACCGUCGCCGGGAUAGCUCCCCAGCGCCAAAUGACCCAAAAGGCCAAUCCAGCCAUGUACGAAACCCUCGCAACCGAGAUCCAGAAAUUAGUAUCCCAAAACCCAGACGCCCUCUACGAAGGGACCUCAUGCUUCGAAAAACACAGCACGGGCAUGUUCUGCUCCAGCACCGACACACCCCAGCAACAAAGCGCAGGCACGCUCAAAGACCGCGACAUCUCCUCACUAAUGAUGUCCCGCAACCAACAAUGGCGUCACCGCCGCACCUGCAACGGAGAAGUAUGUCACGCGCACCCCAGCGACGGAAGUCUGCAUUUGACGCUGCAUCCGGCGGACGUGAAAGCAGUGAUCGAGCGGGGCUGGGGUCAGCGACAUCCAUUAACGCGGGAGAGCUGGUGGUGGUGUUAUUUGAGGACUGUACCGACGGGGUUCGUCAUGAUCUAUGCGCCGAGGGAUCAAAAGGAGUUGGAAUGUGUCUUGAAGAUUAUUCGUGCUGCGGCGUGGUGGGUGAGCGGGGAGGAACUGGUGCAGCAGAAGACGCAGAAGUGGGAGGGAGCACCUGUUCGUCGUCAAGUUGUCGAGGGAUGUAGGUGA
Aspergillus piperis CBS 112811 is the source of this 927-nucleotide messenger RNA. RefSeq lists its product as uncharacterized. The record is from RefSeq and is a predicted model, not a curated record. Bases 1 to 927 code for a protein of 308 amino acids. NCBI's taxonomy places the organism in Eukaryota, Fungi, Ascomycota, Eurotiomycetes, Eurotiales, Aspergillaceae. The transcript is spliced from 2 exons.